ACAUCUCCGCGUGCAGUUGUUUUUGAAGCGGGAGGCGGGUUGGUUGCGCGCGAGACGUUAGCAGCUAGCAGUGAAGACCUGACAUGUUGACGAGCUGAUCGUUUUAUUUCAAUUUAGUUUAAAGUAAUUUGAUAAUAGUUGUAGAAAGUGUCGCGUGCGAUGGAAAAGCGGAACGUGGAGAAGUUAAACUCACCGUCUGACUUCAUGACGACACAUUUGACAGGUGUGACCUGUGCCUCCUCAUCACCAGCCCUGCUCACUCCAUCUCACUUCACUGUGACCUCGACCCCAAGCUUGACCUCUGUGACCCCUAUAUGCUCUGCCCCCUCCCUCCCACCCCACGGGGCGGAUCCACGGACCCUCCUCACACACACUCAACCUGAAGUGAUGCAGCUCCACCAGGAGAACCGCAGACUGCUCCACACACUCCACACACAAGCCUCACACACACCACAGAGAGAGGAGGUGGAGAGGCUGAAGGAGGAGCUCAGAGAAAGAGACAGCAUCAUCAGCAGGCAGUGUAUUGAGCGAGAGGACUUGUGUGCUGAACUGAAGCAGAGCACACAGAAGGUGCAGCAGAUGUGUGAGCAUCAUGCAGCAGAGCUUUCAGCUUUGACUCACACUAACUCAGAGCUGAAGAACACACUCCACACUCUCACACAGGAAAUCACAUCACUCAGGCACCAGGUAGAGGAAGUGACAUCAGAGAGAGAUGUGCUGAAGGAACAGCUGAGUGCUCGGAGCAGGGAGAAAGCGGAGCAGGCCGAGACUCUGCACAAGUUACGCACCUACAUCGGCACACACACCAGAGGAGAGGAUCAACACACACUCAUAGAGAGGCUGCAGAAGGAGAAAGAAGCAUUGUGUUUAUCUGUUGAGCUGUUGAACGUCCGAGUCAAAUCAGCUAACGACAUCCUGACACUACAGGAGAGAGAGCUGGAGGAGCAGUGUGAUCCUCUCCGUAGAGACAGGUCCGCUCGGUUGUUGAGUUUGUGGAGAGAGAAGGUCUUCAUGCUGCUCGUACAACUACGAUCAAAAGACUCACAACUACACACAGAGAACACACAACUACACCACACGGUCUCGGAUCUGCAGCAGUUGGUUCAGAAGCUGCAGUCGCACAUUGCCUUAUUACAACACAACCUUCAGGACAAAACCGCACAACUACAGCUGCACAACUUGCACACACAGGAGUUGCAGCAACAGCUGUGUAGUGCUGUUGAAGAGAAUGAGAGACUGAAAAAACACAAAGAGAGCAGUGAGAAAUCCACUGAACACCUUACUGAUACUGUGCACAGGAUGAGUGUGUGUGUUGGGGAGUGGGAGAGUCAGAUUGAAGCUGCUCAGUGUCGUAUGAGUGCUUUGACACAGAGACUCGACUUUGCCAGCAUACGUCUCCACACUGUGCACGGUUUGCUGAUGAGGAGAGAAGCUCUAUGGAAAGUACAGCAGGCCACAAAACCUGCAGAACCUACAGCCUCAGAUAGCUGCAUUGAAAGACUGCAAUUACAGGUGGAACUCCUGAGCUUGGAGAGAGACACACUCACCCAGGAACUGAAACGAACACCACAACUGAUUAAUAACGCACUGAGAGACCUACAGCUACAGUUGUGUGCAGUGGACAGGAGCAGGGAGGAGUUGACGGUGUGUGAGUUGCGGUGUGUGGAGGCUCACACCCACUGUGAGGAACAGGAGAGGACCAUUGUCGAGCUGCGUGCUGAGGCCCAUCACACACAGACCAUUCUACAGGAGAAACUCUCUGAGGUGGAGAGUGUGUGUGCCAUGCAGCUUAAAGAGAUGGAGAGUCACCUAAACACAGCAAGGAGAGAACACACUAAAGCAGUUGUAGCCUUACGCCAGGUGGAGCGAGCAGCUGAGAGAGAGAGACAGCAGGAGAGAGAGGCGGAGAGAGCACGCUCAGAACACACGCACACACACAUCACACAACUACACACACAACUCAAGGAAAAAGACAGAGACCGCCACAUUCUAUUGGCUGUGGUUCAGCAGCAGGGUUUGAUGAGUGAGUAUAAAAAGGUGAGAAGAGCAGCGAUACACACAUCUACAGCUCUGACAGAUGAACAACAACAUAAACAACAGCAGACUGGAGACACUGGACAGCAAGAGGGAAGUGUGUUGAAUGUGUUAUGUGAGCUACGCUCUCUCAGCUCAGACCUCAUUCACAGCACAGACGAGGAAGAUGAGGACGAUGAACUAGGACAAGGAGAACACACACAGAAACACUGAACACACACUCAUAGAGUCAGUAACCACAGAGGGCAUGUACAUUUAUUGUCGAGUUUUUAGUUAUAAUAAUUCAGUCCUGUUGGUAAUAAGUAAUGAGUAAUGUGGGAAUGGAUCUGUAUGUUUUAUUUGAAAAUUGUAAUAAAUAAAUAUUUGUUUGUUUGUUUUA
Ictalurus punctatus (channel catfish) is the source of this 2413-nucleotide messenger RNA. RefSeq names its product coiled-coil alpha-helical rod protein 1 (gene cchcr1). Gene Ontology annotation, cellular component: centriole. The transcript has 17 exons. The record is from RefSeq and is a predicted model, not a curated record. Lineage: Eukaryota; Metazoa; Chordata; Actinopteri; Siluriformes; Ictaluridae. Bases 160 to 2247 code for a protein of 695 amino acids. Gene Ontology annotation, biological process: cell differentiation; protein export from nucleus.